AUGCCUCAGGAUGAGGCCAUGCUGCUUGACAACCUCCUGACGAAGCGGUGCUACUCCGAGGACCCCGUUUUUAAUGGAACUCAAAAGAAGCGCCGUGGGUACAAUGGAUCUCCGAUCCCGUCUACAAACGAGUACUGUGCGAAUCCAUGGACCUACCAUAAUUACACUGUCGGUGUGGUGUGCGCCAGGGGUAUUAAGAUGAGCGCUGUCCGCUACAUGCUUGACGACGAACAUCCUCGUUUGCCCACCAAGCAAGGCGACACACGCAUAUAUGUCCUCGGCGAACUAGUGGUCACAAUGUCGUGA
Molecule: messenger RNA, 306 nt
Organism: Aspergillus fischeri NRRL 181
Lineage: Eukaryota; Fungi; Ascomycota; Eurotiomycetes; Eurotiales; Aspergillaceae
Exons: 2
Coding region: 1-306 (101 amino acids)
Source: RefSeq, a predicted model, not a curated record